GUAAAGAACGUGUCAGAAAGUUUCAACUUCGCAGUUUCUAAAAAUAACUAAUUUAUUGCAACCACAAACUUAGUGUUAAGAACUACUUCCGGUGUCAAAAGUGAAGUCUUCCUGCUGACGAGGCGGAGAAUGAAGAUGGCCACGAUUAACCAUAGUACUAUGUCUCUAACCAAACUAUUCUUCAUUCUUGUCGCUAACUUCUUCACCCAGUUCUGGACAACCCAAGCAGCAGGGAGGACUCUUGUUCUGCUUGAUAACACAAACAUCAGGGAAACGCAUUCGCUCUUUUUUCGUGAUCUUGCAGAUAGAGGCUUUGAACUCUCGUUUAAAACAGCUGAUGAUCCAGGGCUGUCCUUGAUAAAAUAUGGAGAAUUCCUUUAUGAACACCUGAUUAUCUUUUCACCGUCAGUAGAAGAUUUUGGAGGGAAUAUCAACGUUGAAACCAUCACUGCAUUUAUUGAUGGGGGUGGAAAUGUCCUUGUUGCAGCAAGUUCUGAUAUUGGUGAUCCCUUACGAGAGCUGGGCAGUGAAUGUGGCCUUGAGUUUGAUGAAGAGAAGACUGCAGUCAUUGACCAUCAUAAUUUUGAUGUUUCUGAUCCUGGACAGCACACCCUCAUCGUUGCUGAUCCUGAGCACUUGUUAAAAGCAACUACGAUUGUUGGGAAACCUGCUAGAAACCCCAUUCUCUUUAGGGGUGUUGGCAUGGUGGCUGAUCCUGACAAUCCUCUCGUUUUGGAUAUUUUGACUGGCUCCUCGACAUCUUACUCCUACUACCCAGACAUGCCUGUUACACAGUAUCCACAUGCUGUUGGAAAAAACACGCUCCUGAUAGCAGGCCUUCAAGCAAGGAAUAAUGCUCGUGUUGUAUUCAGUGGUUCCCUGGAUUUCUUCAGUGAUGAAUUCUUCAGUGCUCCUGUACAGAAGGCAGUUGGAGACUCUCAGAGGUUUGCCAAAACUGGUAACUAUGAACUAGCGGUUGCUCUUUCCCGCUGGGUAUUUAAAGAAGAGGGAGUACUGCGUGUUGGAAAGGUGUCCCAUCACCGUGUUGGAGAGACCGAACCCCCUAGUGCCUACACCAUCACCGAUCUUGUGGAGUACAACAUUGUGAUUGAAAAACUUUCUGAUGGUAAAUGGAUCCCAUUUGACGGAGAUGACAUCCAGCUGGAGUUUGUUCGUAUUGAUCCUUUUGUGAGGACUUACCUGAAAAGAAAUGGUGACAAAUACAGUGUGCAGUUUAAACUGCCGGAUGUAUAUGGAGUCUUCCAGUUCAAAGUUGAUUAUAACAGGCUGGGAUACACACACCUAUACUCUUCCACACAGGUGUCUGUACGGCCUUUGCAACACACGCAGUAUGAACGGUUCAUCCCUUCUGCAUACCCAUAUUAUGCAAGUGCCUUUUCCAUGAUGGUUGGUUUAUUCUUGUUCAGUAUCAUCUUUUUGCACAUGAAAGAAAAGGAGAAAGCUGACUGAAGUGGAACUUGAAUGAUGCUUUAAGUCUGUUUUGUAAUCAAAUCUGUUUCUGUUUUAAGCAGGCAGUUGGAGUAUAGUGCUUGGUUUCCAGGGUCGGCUUUGGGUUAUUUUUGCUGUUUUGUACUCCCACUCAAGUGGGACAGAUAACUAGCACUGAAUUGUACACCACCUCUGAAUGCAGCCUGCAUUGUUAUGAAUGUUUAACAGUGCAGCAGUGAUGCCACUUGUAAAUUUGUCUUGUUAAUGUUUAAUUAUUGUACAUUUGUAUUUUCACACUAUUUUCCCAGUUUGGUUUAUUAAGACAGUUUUACUAAAUAAAUGUCACAUUCCAC
This is a messenger RNA of Protopterus annectens (West African lungfish), 1802 nucleotides long. It is a transcript of the gene DDOST, whose product is annotated as dolichyl-diphosphooligosaccharide--protein glycosyltransferase non-catalytic subunit. Gene Ontology annotation, cellular component: oligosaccharyltransferase complex; endoplasmic reticulum membrane. NCBI's taxonomy places the organism in Eukaryota, Metazoa, Chordata, Ceratodontiformes, Protopteridae. The record is from RefSeq and is a predicted model, not a curated record. The coding region runs from base 130 to 1470 and encodes 446 amino acids. The transcript is spliced from 11 exons.